This is a messenger RNA of Scheffersomyces coipomensis, 1760 nucleotides long. RefSeq names its product putative mannan endo-1,6-alpha-mannosidase (gene DCW1). The record is from RefSeq and is a predicted model, not a curated record. Gene Ontology annotation, biological process: budding cell bud growth; carbohydrate catabolic process; fungal-type cell wall biogenesis. The transcript has a single exon. Lineage: Eukaryota; Fungi; Ascomycota; Pichiomycetes; Serinales; Debaryomycetaceae. Gene Ontology annotation, molecular function: mannan endo-1,6-alpha-mannosidase activity. Bases 316 to 1677 code for a protein of 453 amino acids.
UUGUUUACACCACCUCCUUCUGUCACCAUUAAGCGCGUCUAUUUUUAACUCUCUCAUACAAAAAAAAAAUUUCUUAUUUCUUUUUUUUUUUUUUGCUGUCUCGUUCAAAUCAGAUUUCAAAAUCUCUUUUAAACAUAUAACGAAUCUAUCCUGAUAGUAUUUAGUCUUGAUUGAACGGUUGUUUACUAUUGUUAGGAAUAUAGAAGAAGGGUAUAUAUCGUGUGUGCUAGUGUAUUGCAAGAACUGAACUUAAAUUUUUACUCGAACCGAUCUAGAUCAUUACCAUACAACUACAUUACUACUGCUACAAUCACAAUGAAGAUCAGUAGUCAUAAUCUUGCAUUACCCCUAGUUAUAACAUUAAGUGUGUUAACUAGUGCUGUUAAUGCCGUAUGGUUGGAUACCAAUAAUGACACCACUAUAUUUGAUGCUACAGCUUUGUUAGUACAAGGUACUCUUGAUUAUUAUGAUGGGACUAAACCUGGGGGAACGAUUGGGAUGUUUACUUCGCCAUAUUAUUGGUGGGAAGCUGGUGGUGCUUGGGGAUCACUUAUUGAUUAUGGUCAUUUCAUGCAGAAUGAUAGUCUUGUUCCUCUUAUUAAACAAGCUUUAUUAUAUCAAACUGGUUCAGGAAAUAAUUAUAUUCCUUUAAAUCAAUCUACUACAGAAGGUAAUGAUGAUCAAGGAUUUUGGGGGAUUGCGGUAAUGGGUGCCACUGAAAGAAAUUUUUCAAAUCCACCUAAUGAUGAUCAAGCUUGGUUAACUUUGUCUCAAGCUGUAUUCAAUACUAUGGCUGCCAGAUGGGAUGUAGCUGAAUGUAAUGGAGGUUUAAGAUGGCAAAUUUUUCAAUGGAAUUCAGGUUAUGAUUAUAAAAAUUCAGUUUCAAAUGGUUGUCUUUUCCAUAUUGGUGCAAGAUUAGCAAGAUAUACUGGUAAUGAUACUUAUGUAGAUUGGGCUGAAAAAGUUUGGGAUUGGUUGGUUGAUGUGGGAUUUAUUACUACUGGUGAUUGGUGGUUUGUUUAUGAUGGAGCUCAAAUUGAAGUUAAUUGUACUAAUAUAACCAAAUAUCAAUGGACUUAUAAUCAAGGUUUAAUGUUAUCUGGUUGUGCUUAUCUUUAUAAUUAUACUCAAGAUGAUAAAUGGCUUAAUCGUACAUUAAAUUUAUUAAAUGGAGCUCAAGUCUUUUUUAAUAAUAAUAUCAUGUAUGAAGCUGCUUGUCAACCAUCAAAUAAUUGUAAUAAUGAUCAAAGAUCAUUUAAAGCUUAUUUUUCAAGAUUUUUAGGAGCAACAUCUAUUUUAGUUCCUCAAACUUAUGAUACCAUCAGAACUUGGUUAGUGGCGUCUUCAAAUGCUGCAGCAAAAUCUUGUUCUGGUGGGUAUGAUGGUCAUACUUGUGGUUUAAAUUGGUUUAAUGGAACUUGGGAUGGUUAUUAUGGUCUUGGAGAACAAAUCUCCGCCUUAGAAGUGAUGCAAAACUUAAGAGUAUUGGAUGUACCAGGUCCUUAUACUGCUAAUGAUGGUGGUUCUUCUGUAGGUAAUCCUGCAGCUGGUUAUGGAGCUAUUCAAACCAAUGCAUCACCAUUAACAUUGAAUAAAGGUGAUAUAGCUGGUGCUGGUAUUAUUACUGCUAUAAUAGGAGUAUCAUUAGUAGCAUCUGGUCUUUGGUUAAUCAUUUAACCCCAUCCCCAUCUUCACUAUAUAAAAAGGUUAGACUUCUCUUAAAAAACAAUAGUAUUAUAUAAAAGAAAGAAAUGUAUAUU